Trifolium pratense (red clover) is the source of this 2487-nucleotide messenger RNA. Its product is annotated as protein NRT1/ PTR FAMILY 7.1-like. Gene Ontology annotation, cellular component: membrane. Gene Ontology annotation, biological process: transmembrane transport. The transcript is spliced from 7 exons. NCBI's taxonomy places the organism in Eukaryota, Viridiplantae, Streptophyta, Magnoliopsida, Fabales, Fabaceae. The coding region runs from base 500 to 2278 and encodes 592 amino acids. The record is from RefSeq and is a predicted model, not a curated record. Gene Ontology annotation, molecular function: transmembrane transporter activity.
AUCAUGGGUAUCAUGAAGAAUAAUAGGUUAGCAACCAUACUAAGUCAAAAUUUAGCUCUAAUCAUGGGUAUCAUUGGUAUUAUUAGAUUUGAUUCAUCCCCGCAAGCUUAGUUCAGUUGUAAAAAUGCAGGAGCCGGGGUUCGAACCACGGACGCGGUGAAAUUUCUAGCCACUAAUUCAUCGUCGUUUCUAUUUUUUGUUCCUAGUAGAAAUGAAAUAAACAAAAGAAAAAACCAAGAUAUUGACUCAAGUGGUUAAUGAGCUCCCCUGUGACGGAUGUUCGGGAGAAUCCGAGUUCGAUUUCUGGUGGGAAUAAUUGUUAGCCAUUUUCCCAAACAAAAGAAAAUAGUUGGGCAACUUAACUUAAUCCAGCGUAAAUUAAGAGCAGCCAACAAGACUGGUUCAAUAAGAGUGUGAUUGGUCAAUUUUCCCUCCUAAAAUUUGAAUCUGACACUAUUCCGGAGGAAUUCACUUUAUCUGUCACCAAAUUCCGCAAAAGAUGGAACCCGCAGGACCGGUCGCCCCAAAUGCUGUCAAUUCCAUUAUCGAAAUUGUUGAGGAGGAGGAGGUGACAAGACGGAAUGAUAGCAAUGGAGACGUGACAAAUGCGAAGAGUAAAGGAGGAUGGUUCCCGGCAUAUAUCUUGCUAGCAAAUCAAGCAUUGGCAACACUAGCAUUCUUUGGAGUUGGAGUGAACUUGGUUUUGUUUCUAACAAGAGUCCUUCGUCAAGACAGUGCCGAGGCUGCUAAUAGUGUCAGCAUUUGGACAGGAACUGUUUACAUUUUUUCACUCUUGGGAGCAUUCCUUAGUGAUUCUUAUUGGGGAAGAUACUUAACAUGCACUAUCUUUCAGCUCUUCUUUGUUACGGGUUUGGGGCUAUUAUCUUUGACAUCUUGGCUGAUGUUGAUCAAACCAGAAGGUUGUGGUGACGAACAUAUCAAAUGCAUGCAACCAACUUCAUGGGGAGUACGCAUAUUCUACUUGUCCAUAUACAUGGUUGCAUUUGGAUAUGGAGGGCAUCAACCUACCUUGGCAACCUUUGGAGCUGAUCAGUUUGAUGACAAGACUAUUAAAACCAAUAACUCUAGAGAGGCUUUCUUCAGUUAUUUUUACUUUGCACUCAAUGUUGGAUCACUCUUUUCCAACACCAUUUUAGUCUAUUAUGAGGAUACCGGUAUGUGGACACUGGGUUUUGGCGUCUCGUUGGCCUCUGCUGUUGUAGCUUUGAUUUCAUUCUUAGCCGGAUCUGGUAGAUAUAGAUAUGCUCAGGCUUGUGGGAAUCCUGUCAUAAGGGUUAUCCAGGUAUUUGUUGCUGCUGCUAGGAAGUGGAAGGUUCAGCCUGCCAAGGGCCAACUUUAUGAGGUUGAUGGCCUAGAAUCCGCCAUCAAAGGAAGCAGAAAGAUUAGGCACACCGAAGAGUUCGGAUUCAUGGACAAGGCGGCAACGCUUACAUUGAAAGAUGGGAAUGAAUCCGGGAAUCAAUGGCGACUUUGCACUGUAACUCAAGUUGAGGAAGCCAAAUGUGUGUUGAGAAUGAUACCAGUUUGGCUGUGCACUAUUAUAUACUCUGUUGUAUUCACACAAAUGGCUUCUCUUUUUGUCGAACAAGGCGAUGUGAUGAACAACAAGAUUGGAAAUUUUCACUUGCCAGCAGCUACAAUGUCAGUGUUUGAUAUAUUCAGUGUCCUUAUAUGCACCUUGCUUUAUCGCAGUAUCCUCGUUCCCUUGGCUGGAAAAUUGAGCGGUAAUCCUAAGGGAUUAUCUGAGCUUCAGAGAAUGGGGGUUGGACUAAUUAUCGGUAUGUUAGCGAUGGUUGCAGCUGGUGCGACAGAGCUUGUAAGGCUUAGACAAGUUCAGCCUGGACAGAAGGCUAGUUCUUUGACUAUAUUUACUCAAAUUCCGCAGUAUGUUCUUGUUGGUGCUUCAGAAGUUUUCAUGUAUGUUGGUCAAUUGGAGUUUUUUAAUGGACAAGCCCCCGAUGGCAUAAAAAGCUUUGGGAGCUCACUGUGCAUGGCUUCAAUAUCUUUUGGAAACUAUGUUAGCAGCAUGAUGGUGAAGUUGGUGAUGGUAUUCACUGCUAAAGGCGGAGAACCAGGAUGGAUUCCGAAUGACUUGAAUGUUGGGCACAUGGACAGGUUUUUCUUCCUAAUUGCAGUGUUAACUGCUCUUGACCUCAUCAUCUAUGUGUUUUGUGCUCGGUGGUACAAGGGCUUCCAGGCCGAGGGUAGCGAGAAUAUCGAAAACCAAGAGGACGACGAGACAAUUAAUAAAGUUUGAUUGAUUUCAAGAAGCUUGAGUUUUUAUAUGUAUUUUCUUUCUAUCUUUUCAAGGCAUCUGUUUUACCUUGAUAAUUUUAAUAGAGCAGGACUUUCUAGGAUGAGAGCUCUUUUGGAUUUAGAUUUCUUUUGUCACAAAUUAUCGGAUUUGUUGGAUUAAGAUCAAAUAUAGUAGAAAUAAAGUAUAUUUUGAUUUUCUUAACUCUAAAA